GUGGUGAUUAUGAUGCAAUGAAGGUGACAGCGGUGCUGGUGAUGGUGGUAUUGGUGGUGAUAUUGAUGGUGGUGGUAGUGGUAUUAGUGGUUGUGGUAUUGGUGAUAAUGGUGGCAGAGUUGGUGGUGGUGUUGGUGAAAAUGCUUAUAGCAAAUAGUUUUCACAAUAAUCUGAUGAGAUUACAUGAACCUGAUAUGAACACUGGAUCAGAAAUACAACGCAUUCUGACAAGUUACAGGGGCAAAGAUUGA
Messenger RNA from Penaeus monodon (black tiger shrimp), 251 nucleotides. Its product is annotated as keratin, type II cytoskeletal 2 epidermal-like. Lineage: Eukaryota; Metazoa; Arthropoda; Malacostraca; Decapoda; Penaeidae. The record is from RefSeq and is a predicted model, not a curated record.